GUCUGCUGACCUCAUACUUUUUCAUCCAGCGUUCAUCGGCUCUUCUCUCCAGUGCAAACACGUAGACGAUAAACGCGGCGAGCGGACUUUGUGGAAUAGUUCAUUUCGCGGCGGACGGACGCAGAAUGGAUUGUUUGGCGUGAUUUGUUUUGACCGAAGGAUUUAAGACAAGCUCCUUUAGGGUUAAAAAAGAAACAGAAGGAUACACGUUGACAAAAGACCCCUAUGAGGCUUCGAAAGUGAGGAGAGAAAACUAGUAAUAACAGCCAUAAGAUGGACCUGAAGCUACUUUUCAUAUCAACAUUAUUAGGGAUCAUUUGUUGCAGCAGCGCACAGCAAGAGGGAAACGAGUGCAUCAAAGCCAACGCUUUAUCCUGUGGCGAGUGCAUACAAGUGGGGGCUAAAUGUGGAUGGUGCACAGAUCCAGAGUUUCUGAAGCAGGGAGAGCCGACGUCGGCGCGGUGUGAUGAGCUGGAGUCGCUCAGGAAGAGAGGCUGCGCCGCCGCCAAGAUCGAGAACCCUCACGGGAGCCAAAAGAUCCUUAAGAACAAAGCAGUGACCAACCGCAAGAAAGGAGCAGAGAAACUCCGACCUGAGGACAUUACUCAGAUCCAGCCUCAGAAACUCAGCCUCAAUCUCAGAUCUGGGGAACCUCAGAAUAUCAAACUGAAGUUCAAGAGGGCUGAGGAUUAUCCCAUAGACCUGUACUACCUGAUGGACCUGUCCUACUCCAUGAAGGAUGAUUUGGAGAACGUCAAGAAUCUAGGGACUAGUCUGAUGAAGGAAAUGUCCAAGAUCACCUCAGAUUUCAGAAUAGGUUUUGGCUCUUUUGUGGAGAAGACGGUUAUGCCGUAUAUCAGCACGACUCCAGCCAAGCUCCUGAACCCCUGCACAGGGGACCAAAACUGCACCAGCCCCUUCAGCUACAAAAACGUGCUGAAACUCACCAGCAACGGGGAGCAGUUUAACGUGCUGGUGGGAAAACAGCAGAUAUCUGGCAACCUGGACUCACCUGAAGGGGGAUUUGAUGCCAUCAUGCAAGUGGCUGUCUGUGGAGAGCACAUCGGCUGGAGAAACGUCACUCGUUUAUUGGUUUUCUCCACAGACGCAGGUUUCCAUUUUGCCGGCGAUGGCAAACUAGGUGGAAUUGUGCUUCCUAAUGAUGGGAAAUGCCACUUAGAAAACAACAUGUACACCAUGAGCCAUUAUUACGAUUACCCGUCCAUCGCCCACCUGGUUCAGAAACUGAGUGAAAACAACAUCCAGACCAUCUUUGCAGUUACGGAGGAGUUUCAGCCUGUUUACAAAGAACUUAAAAACCUGAUCCCUAAGUCUGCAGUGGGGACGCUUUCGGCAAACUCCAGCAAUGUUAUCAAUCUGAUCGUUGAUGCCUACAAUUCUCUUUCCUCAGAGGUGAUUCUUGAGAACAGUAAGCUUCCUGAAGGAGUGACCAUCACCUAUCAAUCACGCUGUAAGAACGGGGUCGUGAAUGAGGGAGAAAAUGGAAGGAAGUGCUCGAACAUCUCUAUUGGAGACGAGGUAUCGUUCAACAUUAACAUCACGGCUCAAGGCUGCCCCAAACAAGGCAAACCUGAAACCAUUAAGAUCAAGCCGCUGGGCUUCACUGAGGAGGUGGAGAUCAUGCUCAAUUUCAUCUGCGAGUGCGAAUGUCACAAGCACGGCAUCAAGAACAGUGACUUGUGUCAUAACGGCAACGGGACGUUUGAGUGCGGAGCCUGCAGGUGCAAUAAGGGCCGUGUUGGCAGGCAGUGUGAAUGUCGAAAAGACGAGGUGUCUACCGAGGACCUGGACAAGAACUGCCGCAAGGACAACAGCACGGACAUCUGCAGCAAUAACGGCGAGUGCGUGUGCGGCACCUGCGAGUGCAAGAAACGGGACAAUCCCGAAGAACGCUACAGCGGCAAAUUCUGCGAGUGCGACAACUUCAACUGCGACCGCUCCAAUAAUAAACUCUGUGGAGGACACGGCCGCUGUGAGUGCAGGGUGUGUAUCUGUGACGCUAACUACACAGGAAGCGCGUGCGACUGCUCUCUAGACACUUCCACCUGCUUAGCCUCCAACAAGCAGAUCUGUAACGGCAGAGGGAUCUGUGAGUGCGGGACCUGCAGGUGCACCGACCCCAAGUUCCAGGGGCCCACCUGUGAGAUCUGCCCCACCUGCCCCGGAGUCUGUACUGAACACAAGGAGUGUGUGCAGUGCCGUGCGUUCGGCACAGGAGAGAAGAAAGACACGUGUGAGAGAGACUGUAGCUACUUUAACCUCAUCAAGGUGAAGGAUAGAGAUAAACUCCCUCAGCCGGUGCAGGCCUUCCCCCUCAUGCACUGCAAGGAGAGAGACGCCAACGACUGCUGGUUCUACUACACCUACGCCGUCAACAACACGGAGAAGGAGGUGCAUGUGGUGGAGACUUUAGAGUGUCCGGCGGGUCCUGACAUCAUCCCCAUCGUAGCGGGCGUGGUCACAGGCAUCGUUCUGAUUGGUCUAGCUCUGCUCCUGAUCUGGAAGCUGCUCAUGAUCAUUCACGACCGCCGUGAGUUCGCUAAGUUCGAGAAGGAGAAGAUGAACGCCAAGUGGGACACGACAGAGAAUCCAAUUUACAAGAGCCCUAUUAAUAAAUUCAAGAACCCAAACUAUGGACGUAAAGCUGUGGCUCUAUAAGGAGAGAACCCCAUCUACAAGAGUGCCGUCACAACUGUGAUCAACCCCAAAUAUGAAGGCAAAUAAUGGACAUGGGUAUCACACAAAUGAAUGUUUUGGAAGGGAUAGGUUUGCAGAUAUCCUUAGUUUUCCUUUAAAUUGUUUAUUUUCCCAAUGUAUGUCAUUCUUUUAGAACAGUAUUGUAGCUCUGUAGUAGUAUUUUAUGAAAGACUGGCUGCCUCUCGUCCCUUGCAAACAUGUACAGUUUGUAUAGUCUUUUUAUUUACAUCCGUUUCUCUUUUAAACCCUGUGUACAUUCACACAUUUGCCCUUUUCAAACAGAACAGAUAUUUGUGCCUUUGCAUAGUGUUUUACUUUAAGCUGCAGUGCAAAUGGAUCCUUGAACCAUUCAAAAAUUGCAAAAACAUUUAAAAACAUCAUAUACAUUUUUGUUAAUAUUCCAUCAUGUUCUUUCUGCAUUUAAACUUUGUCAUCAGUCAUAUGUUGGCUAUUUACUGAUGUAUAUGUGAUUUCUUUUUUUUUUUUUUUUUGGGCUGAUGUAAGUUUGAGUUUGAUAUGUUAAUAAUCUAUGCAUAUUCACUUACUGUCAGACACAUCUUGCAUUUCAUGCCAAAAAUGUCUUUGUUUCUUUGUUUUUAGUGCAGCUUAUUUCUCACUUAUUGUUGCUCUUAGGAAAUCAUUAUGACACGUGUCUUGUGUUCAGCUGAAAAUGUCUGUGUAUUUUAUAUGUUAUGAAGGACUGUUUGUUGAAUUAUGCGGCUCUUGAUGAGUAUCAGUGUAUUCAGGUGAUAUCCUGUAGUUUGUAGACAAAUGUCCUUAAACUGCUCAUUAGAAAUGGGCAGACUUAUUGAUACCUACAGAUUUCAAAUAUGUUUUCAGGUAGUGUUUUAAACGAAAAAGAAAAAGGACAUUGUAAUUUGCAUAUUUGAAGUCAAAGAUAAAGCUCUUUGUUGUUAAGACAAUUAUCUGGAAAAACGGAAGAAUUAGUGUAGUUUUGUGUUUAAAUGUUCAUAUCAUAUACGCAAAGGUACAACAACCCUUUAUUUUUACUUAUUUUAACUGAACAUAAGCAGACUGAAUCAUUUAAAUUUACAGGGAUGCUUGACAAAAUAAUAAAUGUGACCCUGGACCAAAAAAAAAAACAGUUAUAAGUAUCACAGGUACAUUUGUAGCAAUAGCCAACAAUACAUUGUAUGGGUCAAAAUUACUGAUUUUUCUUUUAUGCCAAAAAUUAUUAGGAUAUUAAGUAAAGAUCAUGUUCCUUGAAGAUAUUUUGUAAAUUUCCCACCGUAAAUAUAUCAACACUUAAUUUUUGAUUAGUAAUAUGGAUUGCAUAUGUAUGAUGUAUAAAUCUCAUAAUUUCAGAAAAUUGAUUCGUAUGACUGGUUUUGUGGUCCAGGGUCUCAAAUAUCAAGCUGAAGGAUGACAAACAGAUGGCCUGCCACAACAGCCAAUCUACCAGCUUGACUUUCUUUUUUUUUUUUUUAAGUGCCUUUUUCUGAUUUUCUCAGUAUUGCAAUUUUGAAUUUAUUUAUUAAAACAAAAUCUAAAAGAC
Labeo rohita (rohu) is the source of this 4234-nucleotide messenger RNA. It is a transcript of the gene itgb1a, whose product is annotated as integrin, beta 1a. Gene Ontology annotation, biological process: cell-matrix adhesion; integrin-mediated signaling pathway; cell adhesion mediated by integrin. Gene Ontology annotation, molecular function: collagen binding involved in cell-matrix adhesion; laminin binding; C-X3-C chemokine binding. The record is from RefSeq and is a predicted model, not a curated record. The coding region runs from base 274 to 2679 and encodes 801 amino acids. Gene Ontology annotation, cellular component: cell surface; focal adhesion; integrin complex. The transcript is spliced from 17 exons. Lineage: Eukaryota; Metazoa; Chordata; Actinopteri; Cypriniformes; Cyprinidae.